CCGGACUCCUCGGUCACUCCCCCGCCCCCGCGCCCGGGUCCAUCCUUCAUGAGGGGAAGCAGCCUGCCGUCGCCUGCCGCUGCUCAAACGUGGAGGGAAGGACACGGAGAGGGACGCCCGCCGCUGCACUGCGCGGCUCUAUUGUUAGUCCGGUGAAAUUUACGGCUCUGUCGCCACGUUUAGCGCAUUUUACCCCCGUUCAGGAUCCAAAGGGAGGGACUGUUUGUUUCUCCUCGAGUCUUCAAGAGCAGAGGCAGCAGUUGAAAGGACAGUAAAGUGUGAGAAGAACUGGCCAUUCGAGACUGUGAGCCGCUGGACCCUACUUAACAGCAGCAACAUCAGUGUCUACACCUUAGGAGGAGGGGAUGAAAACGGAUGGGGUUGCCAUGGAAACAACAGAGCCCACUGAAGCUGCAGCAGUAGCAGAGCCCUCUUCAUCGCAGGACAACAUAACGGAGCAAGCAUCAUCUCAGCCAGAGGAAGCUUCAAAUGAUACAGCGCGCAGGGCUGCUCCAAAGGCCAAUGGCAAGCCAGUGGCAGCAGACCGCAAAGUCAAACCAAAAGCUGUUGCAACUAAAACACAGCCCACAGCCAAAUCUGCAGGGGCUUCUGGAUCCAACUCACGGCCAGGUACUGCCUCGCACCGCAUGGUGAAUGAUGUCAAAUCUUCUAACAAUGUUUCUGCAGCUGCAGUCAAGAAAACGGCAACAACUGCAGCAAAAGCAUCAGCAGCGGGAGCUGUACCUAAAAGACCAUUGGGCGUAGCAGCAGUUUCCACCACAGUCAAGAACCAAACUAGAGUGCCUGACAAGAAGCCUGUUGGACCUACCAGGACUACGUCUGUUGCUGCUGCCACAGUAACAAAUGGUACCAAACCAACAACAGUGAAUGGCACUCCUAAGAAGAGACCGGUGGCUGACACUGUUAAUGUAGCAAGACCCAAAACCACAACUACUACCAGCAGACCAGCGGCGUCCACUGCCCAAAAACCCAGCACUUCCACCACAACUAGGGCUGGUGGUGUUGCUGUUUCAAAGACCACAAGGCCUGCUACAGGUCCCUCAACAGCUCGACCCGCAUCCAGCACAUCUAGGCCCACAUCAGCUACAACCAAGCCCUCCACCACUACAACUGCCAAAACCACUGCUUCUAGAUUUACCGUAGCACCCUCUACUGGCAGGACCACAGCAACACAGCCUCCCAAAACUGCUGCUGCUAAGAAAGAUGUUAGUCGACCACCUUCUGCUACAGUGGCUAAGAAACCUACAACAGCUACAACACCAGCUGCUACCAAAAAACCUGAAACCUCGAAACCAGUGGCCACCGUAAAGCUCAACUCUGCCUCCAAAUGGUCUUCAACAACAAAGGCAACAGACCUCAAGGUGCCACAGUCCAAAACUCAACAGCCUGCAAAAUCUCCCACAAAGAAACCUGUAGCUGCUGUUCGGUUCCCUGCCCUUAACAAACCACCCCUUGGCCGAACCCCACCUGCCUCUCCAGCCAACAAACCUGCAAAUGGCAGCACCUCUCAGGCAAAACGUGGAACCAAACCCACUCAGGCUGUCCCACCUUUCACUGCUGUCAAGAAGACAGGGGUUUCAAAUACUACCACACCUGCUGUAGAAGCACAGAGUGCUGCUGCUGCAGCGGUAGCAACUGCCACAGCAGCGACUAUUCUCGCAGAAACACAAGCAGAGGCUACAGUGGCCAUACCACAGGGAUCAUUCCUUGUUGCCUCUGCACCAGAGGAGGUCCCUCCCCCAGUCUUGGCACAGGAUACCCUACCAGAGGUGGUACCUCAAGAAACUGCACAAAGCCAUGCAGCUGCUCCCUCUCCUCCACAAAGUCCUGUCGGGACAGCCUUACCGCAAACAUUUCCACCCCAAGAACAGCCAGAAAGCAGUGCUUUCUUACUAACAACACAGCAGCAGAUCCCUGCCCCAGCUGAACCUACAUUACCACCUGUGGCCCCCCCCCCACAGCCAUUUGAAGAGCCUGUUUACUUGCUAACAAACCAAACCCUCUCCACAUCUAAAGCCCUCCCAACAGCAGCAUCAAAUGCCAUCCCUCAGAUAGUUCCUCCCACCAAUCUAAAUGAGGAGGAGGAUGAAGAGGAGAGGGAGGGAAGCCAGCUGGUUUCUGUGUCUGAAAUGAGUGGGACCACACAGCCCACAGAAGAGUCCCGUCCUGGGUCAGCUGGACUAGUGGGGGGGUCUGCUUGGCGAGCCAGUGGCACCUUGCUCUCUGAGCUGGACUCUGAGGAUGUAAGCGGCAGCCAGCAGGGUGCGUCUGAAUUGAGUGCCCCUGGGGUCCUGGAGGGCACAGAGAGCAUGGAUGAUCUGGGAGAUGGCAGUCUCAAAGGAGCCAUUGACAUGGAAGGAGCUUCAGCAGGUUCCCCCGACUUUGAGAAAGUUCCCGACAUACCAGCUAAUGACUUCGAUGAGGAUGAGGAUGACGAAGAUGACGAUGAUCGGGUGUGUGACAUGGAUGUGGGCUCGGAGCGGACAGAUGAACCACAGAGGCUCAGGCAUGACAAUGAUGUGGAUGAUGAGGAGGAGGAUGAAGAUGUGGAGAUGGCAAGUGAGGGGGUGACAGAGAGUGGGCUGGAAAGUUAUGGGAAUGCAGAUGAGGAUGACUUUGCUGAGGAUGAAAGGCUUGACAACUUGAACAGGGUUGCCCAACCGCCACCUCCCCCUCCUCUGCUGCCCUCUGCCCCAGCUGCUCAGUGGGACCAACCAAACCCCUUUGCUGAUCCCUGGGCAGAACCUCUUCAGCCACAGCAAGUUCUUGUGCAAAUCCCCCAGCUGGAAGGAGCAGCUGCAGCAAGUCCCUUGGCACACCCCUGGCAAGUAGACUCUGAGACCCCAACUCAGAACCCAACCCAAACCUGGCUAGAACUAGGCUCUGCUCCUUUUGUUAUUGAAAACCAAGAAGCUCCUCAUCAUUCUUCUGUCAAAGAUGAGCCACAAAAUCUAGAGGCCCAAAUGUAUUUGGAUCAGUGCAGCCCAGCCCCGAUGCAGACCCUGAACCCAGCUCCCCUCUCUGCCCCAGGAAUGUCUCUGUCAAGCACCCUGAGCAGUGAGACAAGCACACCCGAGGAACUUGGUGACUACAAUCAAGACGGGAAGCUCCAGCCUCAAGAUGCGGAAGCCCCAGUCCUUUCUUCCCAGCCUGACCUGGACUACCAGGACUUGGGCAUCCAGUUGGAGAGAGGAGACAGGGAGGGAGAGGAAGAGGCAGAGGCAGAAACCCUGCCAGCUGAUGAAGUCCUGGGAGGCCCUGCAACUGCCCCCACUUCCAACCCCUCCUCAUCCUCAGUAACAGAAGACGAGGCCAGCGACACAGAGGGAGAAGCUCAGUUAGAAGAUUCCUUGGAGGGUCCAGCGGUCAGUAACAUAACCUUUGACAGCCAGCCUCCAGCGCAGCGCUGUCUGUCCACUGUGGAAGAGGGAGAGGAGGCUGAGGUGGAGGAGGGCGGUGCAGGUGAAGACAACACUCCACCUUCGGCAACCUCAUUGGCUUCUUACGGCUUUGACACCAUGACGACAGCUUCAAACUCCAAUGCCCAGUCCACAGGGGAGAGCUGCAUCAAGAGCCCCGGCAUCUUUUCCUUGGAGGAGCUGCCUGAGGAGGCCAAGGAGCCCUGUCUGAUCCCACAGCCUCACAACCAGCCAUGCUUCGCAGAGCAGCAGUACAUCGAGUGUGGGAAACAGGAAGCAGAGUCAGCUGAGCCUGUCCGGGAGGAAGCGCCGGGGUCAGAGGAAGCCCUGGACCCUUCGUCAACUCUGUGCACUUUGCAGCAACCAGAGGAAAAUCCAGAUGACAUCCAGCCUCCCUACUAUUCUGCUAUCUGUGAAAAGACUGAGAACUCUUUUGCAGGCUUCACUGCAUUACCGCACCCUCACCGUCGCGAUCACUCGGCAUACCCCAGAACCUACUGCGACAUCGUCAAACCCCAUGGCACCUCUGUUACCCCACCAAAGCUGACCUGUGCUGACCUCCCACCCAGGAGUCCUGGUCAGCAGGCAUUGUCCCCCCAGCUCCGCAGGCUAGAGCAACACCAGAGACAGCUGCUGGAGAUGCAACAACGCAGGGAGCAACAGAGCAGACCGUUGGAGGAGGUGGAGCAGGAGAGGAAGAGAAGGGAGGAGGAGGAACAGAGGAAGAAGAAAGAGGAAGCAGAGGAAGAAAUAAAGAGGAAUAAAGAGGAAGAGGAGAGGAAGAUGAGAGAACAGGCAGAGGUGACAAAAAAGGAAGAGGAGGAGCUGAAGCAGAGGAGAGAUCUUGAACUACAACUGCAGCAGCAACAACAGGAGCUGAAGCAAAGGCAGCAAAUCAUGCAGUGGCAGCAAGAGCUGCAACAGGCUAAUAAAGGUCAGACAGUGCUGUUGUCUCCUUCCUCUGGCCUGUGCACCAUCUAUGAAGCUCUGGAAAACAGUGAUGAAGAGGAGGCUGAAAAUGAAGGAGAAGGAAUAAAAGAGCUGAACCCUGCUAAAGAGAUUAAAGAGCCCAAGCAAGAGACAUCAAAUCAAGAGAAAGAUGACAACUGUGAAGCGGUGACAUCAGAUGAAGACAAACAUCGAGACUCUUCACCGUCAACCGAGAAACCUCUUCCUCACCCUGACUCCCCUCAGACACCCAGCACCCCCUCCCAGGAUGGUGAUAGCUCCUCCCCUUGCCCUCCCGAGUCUCCAGAGCGACCUCCACCCCUGGACCUGGACUGGGGGAAGAAAGUGGACAUAGUCCAGCAGCUGAUCAAUCAGACCCUGCUGCUGAACGGAGAUGGCUGCUCCUCUCUGCUGCUGAUGCCAGGGGGUGCAGGAGGCACACUGAGCCCCCUGGAGAGCAGCUUGUGGCCCAGCCUGCUGCCUCCACUCACCCCUCCCUCUGCCACCGUCACCUCUGUUAGUAGUUUCUCCCCUGAGGCCACUGGAAGCUCCCCACAGGGGGAGUGGACCGUGGUAGAGCUGGAGACACAUCACUGAGGGACGCAAGUGAGAGAUUUAACUCACACGCUUUAAAUACAGCAUCUGCAGUGAAACACUCACACACGGAUGAUGACACAAGUGCUGUCUAUACACAUGCACAUACAUGGGAAUUCAAGACACACACACACACACACACACACACGAAAGCAAACAGGGUGAUAUACACACACGUGUGCAGAGCAGCCCACAUUUACUGCAUUGUCAUUAUACACACAGUUAAGCAAAUUAAUUGUUACUUGUGGAACAGCCCCAUAAGCCAUACAGACUGAGCUGAAUAUUUGGGCUGGGAAAAAAUGCAAUUACCAUAAAGAAAUUUUUUGAAAUUGAUUUACAUCACAAUAUCUGGUAAAGAAGAUAAAAUAGAUCACUUAGAUGUCCAUGGCAUUGUACUGAAAGGUCAAGGGUUGUUUUAAAAUGUAAUUCCCGAGGAUUUCAGAAAAAAAAAACAAAAAACUUGAGAGAUCAGUAAUUUUUUUCUAGUGUUGAAUUAGGCAGAGUCCACAACAUGUACAAAAAUAGCAAUGAUAGGAUCACAAAGACUAAAAUGAUACUGAUAUCCUAUCCAGUUCUGUAGACACCCCCAUGAACUUGUGGUGCUCUAGAUCAGUGGUUCCCGGCCAAUGAGGGUCACAACAUAAAUCUGCAUGAGGAUUACCAAGAUAAAAGAGCAGAAAUAACAGAUUUUGAUUAUUUAAUGUGUUUAUUUUGGGGGGCUUUCCGCUAAGAUUUGCUUUUGCUUUUUUUUUUUUUUUUUUCUUUUAAGCAACUGAAUCAUUUUACCAAAUAGGGCUUUUAAAAAGUAUUCAAAUGCAGCAGUCUGAGAGAGAAAAAUCACUUGCAGUUGAAAUAGUCACAGGAGUUUUUAGGAGUCACAAGGCAAAAAGGUUGGGAACCACUGCUAUAGAUUCACUUGAGAUCGACAGGGAUUUCCACCUGUACUGUACAGGUAAACAAUCAAAUUUAACACCGAGAUAUUAAUUCUUGGUGGUGCUACAGUUUAACAGCUGUAUCAAAGUAUGUGUUUAUUGAUGCAAAAAAGGUAAGGGACUUUCUUGUCCAGAAUGAUGACUCUCAGGUAGCGCUUACCCGCAGGCUAACUACCACUCCCAACAAAGUUAAUGGUUAGUUUCAGGACUUAGAAAAGUUGAAGAUUGUAUAAAAGUCAUGGUUAUUGUCAAUGUAGCAGGCCGAAAUUUUAUUUUCUAUUUGUGCGCUUUAUAUUAACCAACUUGAAGGUCUAGAUGUGCCCAUAGAAUCAAGUGGCAAAGUGUCAAGUGUUGAAUAUUUAGUCAUAUUCUUAGACUUGUUGACUUAUUUGAUCAGAUAUUUCCUGACUUUAAAAAAAAAGAAACUUUAGUAACUUUUGAGGUUAAUACAUAUUAAACUACUCAAUGUUUGAGGGGGUCAAAACAUGUUCAUAUUCCCCAAAUUAAGGUAUCAUAGAGGCAUUGAUAUAGCUCUUUAUUCAUUUACUUUUUGUUUAACAUAUUUUCCCUUUAAGUAUAGAAUGUAAACUCCCCCCAGUUGCUGAAACU
Molecule: messenger RNA, 6523 nt
Organism: Xiphias gladius (swordfish)
Lineage: Eukaryota; Metazoa; Chordata; Actinopteri; Istiophoriformes; Xiphiidae
Gene: prr36a
Product: mucin-5AC
Exons: 6
Coding region: 366-4985 (1539 amino acids)
Source: RefSeq, a predicted model, not a curated record